Molecule: messenger RNA, 1846 nt
Organism: Drosophila sulfurigaster albostrigata
Lineage: Eukaryota; Metazoa; Arthropoda; Insecta; Diptera; Drosophilidae
Gene: OSCP1
Product: protein OSCP1
Exons: 2
Coding region: 384-1415 (343 amino acids)
Biological process (GO): transport
Cellular component (GO): plasma membrane; cytoplasm
Source: RefSeq, a predicted model, not a curated record
CCGUUGCAAAUGCAUUAUCAAAGUGUCCCAUUCCUUAAGCUAGUUGUUUGUGGAAUUAGCGAAAUUACUAAUGGGUAUUUAAGCCGUUUACCCAUACGAGCUGAUGUUUUUUAUUUGUACUUAUUGUGGUGAUAAAAGACGUUGCCGGGGUUCUCAUAAAGCAGUCAAACAUUGCUUGUCGUCGUCCUCUUCGUCCUGACGCCAGCGCAAGACUCCCUCUGGCCCGCACGGAAACGAAAAAUCCAAUAAAAUAAAUGUAUGUGUGAAUUAUUCGUGGGUCGCGUGCCGUGCUGUGUUCUGUGUAAAAUGGCUCUCGACCGCGGCUCAGUUAGAAUCCACCAUUCGUACGCCGCAGUUGCCAACGCUUCAGGAGUAGCUUUAAAAUGACGACACAACGACACACACAAGCCGUCAAUCCACGCGCCAAUGUCUUCAUACUGGUCAAUCUUGGCUGUGAGGCAUUGUUCGUAAUUGACCAACGGCUGAAGGCCCAACAAAUCGAGUCCGACAAAUCCGUUCAGGUCAUACACGAUGUGAUUUCUGUGCUGUUGGAGCCCAAAUUCAUAGAGUCGCUAAUCAAUGGAUCUGUGCACAGUGAAGCCCAACUGUUGACGGCCGAGCACUGCAAGUUCAUGUUAAAUGACAUCGCCACCUGUUCGCUUAUGCGGCUCACCGAGACGUCUAUGGAUAAGCUGUGGAAUCUGAUGACAAUGGUCUACAAGUGGCAAUUGUUUGUGUCACAGCAUCAGCAUAAUUUGCUGGAUAUAACAUUUCGUCACCUAGACGCCAUCAACAAGCUGCACCCAGACGCAAAGCGUCAUAUGCUCAUCGAUUUCAGCAAGAAUACUUUAUUGGAUUUCUGGAAUUCCUGCGGCGAAGAGCAACAGCUGUCCAUCUAUCGCACCAAUAAGGCCUGGUUACAGUGCUUCAAUACAAAGAUAUCGUUGCUGAUACGCCUUGGAUUUCAGGCUAUGGAUGGCAGCUUCAUCAAUGCAAUGGAUCAGAGUCAUUAUUUAGACUAUGCCAAGUGCAUUGGUGAGAAUAUCUACAUAAAGAGCAGCGAACUCGCUCAGCAACAGCAACAACAGGAGCCAAAUCGCAUGGAUCAACUGGCUGCCCAGCUAAGCAUCGGCCAGACGCCACUUGCGGCUGGUGAGGAUUUGCAGCCCAUCGAUGCGGGUCGGUUUCAGAAGCAGUUUGAGCAAACAUUCUCCCACACAUUGUUCGCUGAUUUAGAUAACAACGCUACGACCCAGACGCAGAGCAAUCCAAAUGCCUCAGGUUGUGAGUUUGUGCAGCUGCUGACAGCGGACAGCAAUCCUAAUCCAAAUAUCAAUGCGGAACCAACGAGCAGCACUGGAAGCGGCUCAGUGCUCAAUCAGCAACUGAUCGAUUUGUACAGCAAAAUGCACUAAAAAUCUAAGGCAGGGGUAAGAGAGUGAGGGUGUAAUGCAUAAUUAGAAAAUAUUGUAUUUGUUUGUAAAAUAAUUACAAAAAAGUAGUUUUCUUUCGUUUUGUUUUUUUUUUAUGCAGUUUCGAAGACAUUGGUGAUCCAACCACAUUACAAAUAAAAAUUUUGAGCUUGCGACCUAGUUAAGUUUUAAGUUUUUCAUAUGCGUCAGAUCGAAACGAACUAAAAUCUUAAACUUUUCAACAUUUUAGGAGGGGAGGCAUUAAAAAGUGAGUGCAAUAUAAUUUAACUAAAAUGUACAAUUUAACAAAAGAAUUUUAACAAAAAAUAAUCCAAAAUUCGUAUUUGUGAGUGUUUUUAACUUAUCAAUUAUUCAAAUUUAACAACUGCUGCAGCUGCCAAAAUAUUAAUGCGGACAUUGUAUGGCAUCAAAAA